GGCUACACUAGCCUACGAAGGAGUUGAGCCGAGGUCCAGGGUUCUUAAGCAAAGAGGUGCACCUAGCCAACUAGUACAUGAUGCGUGCUUUCUAACAGCACAUGGCGAUGCCAGAAACAAGGGCCGCCAAGGCAGCGAGGCUCGCAGCGGCUCACCUGUCUGGCGACGGCCCCUCGGCGCGGGAUGUGUACGCUGCACUGGCGCGGCUGCGGCGGCUGCGGCGGCUGCGGCGGCUGCACAUGGGCACCUAUGACGGGCUGCAGCACAUACGGCUGCUGGCGGAGCCACUGCCGGCAGCGGCGGCGGCGGCGGCGGCGGAGCCAAUGACGCCGGCGGUGGCGCCGCCGCCACUGUAGGAGCUGGAGCUGGGAACUAAGUACAGCUUAGGCAACCACGAUGAUGCCAUGCAUAUGUCGCAGGCGGCGGCGGAUGCGCUGCCAGCGCUGCCGCACCUGUGGCGGCUGCGGCUGUAAGAGCAGUCCCGCACGUGCAUCAGCCUGGGCGUGUUGCUCGGCGGGCGGCUGCCGCCGCGGCUGCGGGCGCUGGAGCUGGGGGCGCGUGCUUACACCUUUGGCCCCUGGGGUGCGCAUUACGUAUACUGACUGCGUAUGCAAGAGCAGUUGGGGGUGGUCGUGGCGCUUGCAGGUGGGCAAUGUAGCGCGUAGAUGGGGCCAAAAGCCCAAGAGGAUGCAGCAGGGGUGGCAGGAUGAUUUUGGGUGAGAUGAAGGUGUUAGGGUUGCGUGCGGGUUUGACGUGACCGACCUUGUGCUAGUGGCCACUUGUGUGCGCACGUGGGACUCGUGGUCCGGAGGGUGUCCACGACCACGCUCAAGCACGGUGGACAGUGCUCAAGCACGCUGGUUAGCGACUGCCCUGCGGGGCGACGACGCGCUGCCUGUGGAGCGCAUCGGCGCGGGAUCCCAACGAUUUCUCUUGCCCGAUCCAGUGGUUGACUCGCACUGUCAGGAUUCCUUGUUGUGGUCUCGUUUUAGGCGCAAGGAGUAGGUUCCUAGGGCCGAAAUACAGCCUCAUGUCUCUGGCCCGACAACGUAACGGUAUUGGAGCGCCCAUCCGGCUGCCAACUAAUGCAUGGCGGGACGUUUGGGGCCGUGCUGUGUUAUUGAGCUGCUGCGCGCCGGUUGCAAACGGUUGAGGGCUCUUGGCGUGUGCAAGUGCGGUUAUGCGGCGGUGCGUGUCAGCAGGAGCACUGGACGCUAGGGCGCCACUGUUCCGAGCUGGUGAAACUGAAUCAGAUGCGUCAGGCUCGCGGCGCCAUGCCCUUGUGAGUGCGGGGCAGGCAUGUAGCAGUGGAGGGGUGGGGCUGUUGGGACCGGGUCCGGCUAGGCCGCGUGCCCCGCUGCGUGGCACAGCGUGGCGGCCGCGCUGGCGGGUGCUCAAAUGCAGGUGGCUCUGGCGGCGGCUGUGUCAGGCAGCAGCAGCAAGCUGCACGUACUGGUACUGUACAACUGUUAAAUUCAA
Messenger RNA from Chlamydomonas reinhardtii, 1479 nucleotides. RefSeq lists its product as uncharacterized. Lineage: Eukaryota; Viridiplantae; Chlorophyta; Chlorophyceae; Chlamydomonadales; Chlamydomonadaceae. The transcript is spliced from 2 exons. Bases 108 to 356 code for a protein of 82 amino acids. The record is from RefSeq and is a predicted model, not a curated record.